Messenger RNA from Porites lobata, 855 nucleotides. NCBI's taxonomy places the organism in Eukaryota, Metazoa, Cnidaria, Anthozoa, Scleractinia, Poritidae. The record is from the annotation of a GenBank genome assembly.
AUGUUAGAGCUAGCUGGCACUUUCUCUGAGGGAGUGGUAGCAACAAAAGAGCCAGAGGUGUUCUCUUCAGUUUUAGACUCCAUGUAAGUAAACUUUACAGUGCAAUGAAUUAAAAACUACCACAAGGUGAAAAACAGAUGAAAGGGUAAAUUUAAAGAAUGAAAAUAAUACACCAUUAGUUUCCUCUAUUUACCUUAUAUUAUAUUAUUUACGGAUAAUUUUUAAUUUUUAUCUGUUCACUAUUGCAGCCCUCCAAAUCCAAUCAGCAGUGAGCCCACGCCUACUGCACCUUCAGCAACACGUCCAAAGGAGGAAGAAGACAGCAUAACGGCAGCUUUAAACCAAGCAGCAGAAGAGGAAACCAAACUGAAGGAAGAAGAAAUGCCUUCAUUUGAUGAAUUUAAAAGAAGAGUUUUACAGGAGGAAGAAGAGAAAAGUAAACAGCAGAGUGCUGAGAACUCAAGUGGAGCUGCGCCCAAACCCAAGAAAUUAAAGGAACGAAAACAAAGCAAUUAUGCUUCUGUAGACUGUGAUGCAAAGAUCUUAGAUCACAAUAGUGAAGCAUCUAAUGUUGACAGUAUUUUGGUCGAAAAUAGAGACUUGUAUAUGUUAAAUCCGUGCAGCGCACAAGUGUGGUUUAUUGUGGAGUUAUGUGACCUGGUUCAAGUCAAAAGCAUACAAAUUGCAAACUUUGAGCUAUUCUCUUCUACUCCUGAAAGCUUUCGGUUAUAUGUCAGUAAAAGAUAUCCCACGAGAGAGGGGACUAUGUUAGGGACAUUUCAAGCUCGCGAGGAAAGGACAAUACAAACUUUUCCACUAGAUGAACCAAUCUAUGCCAAGUACUUUAAGAUAUGA